AUGGCUCAGAAGCAGAUGUCACCCAAACCCUACUCUUCCAACUCAGCCAGCCAGCCACAUGCAGGACCCCUAAGCAAAGAAGAGGUUGUACCACUUCCUAUGCAAACAAAUGCCCCACUCCUGAUUUCUGAAGAUACCAAACGCCAAGCUGCAGUGCACCUAGGAUGCUGCGUGGAAGCCGGAACUGUACUUCCUGUGUGGCCGCUCAGAACUGCAGCCAGGCCAGCACCAGCAGCUGAGCUGCCAGCAGCAGUAUCCCCCUCUGCAGCUGGCCCUCUUGCUAGGCCCAGGCAGCCAGGUCUGAUGGCCCAGAUACCAACCACUGGAGCUGGCGUGGGGCACACACUGGGUCAUGCCAUCACUGGGGACUUCAGUGAAGGAAGUAAUGCUGAGCCUGCAAGGCCUGACAUCACUUACCAGGAGCCCCAGGGAACUCAGAUGCCACAGCGGCAGCAGCCUUGCUUCUAUGAGAUAAAACCGUUUUUGGAGUGUGCGCGGAACCAGGAUGACACAAAGCUCUGCGAGGGUUUCAGUGAGGUACUGAAAGUGCAGACUUGCAGAUGGAUUGGCCCAAUCAAGAAGUUCAAAUUGGAGAAAUGGAAAAUCAACUCUCAUAGCAAGUUAAUUUCGUAUAAAAAUAUAACUGAUAGUGAAGAGAUAAAGAAUAACCAUCAGUUAAACCUCUCGGGUGUCAUUCAUAGCUUUCUUCCUUCAGAAUUAAAAUGGAAGAGGCCAUUCUUACUUUGUAGAAUUCCAUUAAGAUGGUGUGGAAUUUAG
Molecule: messenger RNA, 777 nt
Organism: Piliocolobus tephrosceles (Ugandan red Colobus)
Lineage: Eukaryota; Metazoa; Chordata; Mammalia; Primates; Cercopithecidae
Exons: 3
Coding region: 1-777 (258 amino acids)
Biological process (GO): positive regulation of transcription by RNA polymerase II; mitochondrion organization
Cellular component (GO): nucleus; mitochondrion
Molecular function (GO): sequence-specific DNA binding
Source: RefSeq, a predicted model, not a curated record